AAGGAACUCUUCAAUGGGAUGGACAUGAAAUACAAGGCACUAGAACUUGACCUCCAAGAUGAUGGAGCAGAACUUCAAGAAGCCCUUUUAAAGUUGUCUGGACAGAAAACAGUUCCUAAUGUUUACAUUAAAGGAACUCAUAUAGGUGGAUGUGAUGAUACGUUUGCAGCUAAAUCAAAUGGAAAAAUAAAUCACCUUCUAAAUAUAAAGUCAUAUGAUUAUGAUCUCAUUGUGAUUGGUGGGGGUUCCGGAGGCCUUGCUGCUUCUAAGGAAGCAGCUGUACUGGGCAAGAAAGUAGCAGUUUGUGACUAUGUGAAACCAACCCCAAAGGGAACAACAUGGGGACUUGGUGGCACAUGUGUUAAUGUUGGUUGCAUUCCCAAGAAAUUAAUGCAUCAAGCAGCUAUUCUAGGUGAAUCAUUACAAGAUUCAAGACAUUAUGGCUGGGAGACUCCUGAAAGUGUCCAACACAGCUGGAGUCAAUUACGUGAUGCUGUCCAAGCCCAUGUAGGAUCUCUUAAUUGGGGAUACAAAGUAGCACUCAGGGAAAAAGAUGUUACUUACAUCAAUGGUUAUACAGCGUUUGUAGAUGCACAUACUAUCAAGACUGUGAAUAAGAAAGGUAAGGAACAGAUUUAUACAGCUGAGAGGUUCUUGAUAGCAACAGGAAUGAGACCACGCUAUCCUGACAUUCCAGGCUCCAUAGAAUACACCAUAACAAGUGAUGACCUCUUCUCAUUACCAUACAACCCUGGUAAGACGGUAUGUGUAGGAGCUUCCUAUGUAUCCUUAGAGUGUGCUGGAUUCCUAGCUGGUAUGGGUAAUGAUGUCACUGUCAUGGUUAGAUCUAUUCUACUUCGUGGCUUUGAUCAGGACAUGGCUGAAAAAAUUGGCAGCUAUAUGGAGAAGCACCAUGUCAACUUUAUCAGGAAAGCAGUACCUACAAAGAUUGAAAUGGUAAAGGACGGUCAGCCCCCAACCCUAAGGAUUCACUAUAAGAAGACAGAAAGUGGAGAUGAAUCAUCAAUUGAAUGCAAUACUAUUCUGAUGGCAAUAGGAAGAGAUGCCUGUACCACAGAUAUUGGACUUGAUAAGGCUGGUGUCAUCACCAAUAGCAAGAAUGGUAAGAUUCCAACUAUCAAUGAACAGACCAAUGUGCCACAUAUCUAUGCUGUAGGAGAUAUCCUUCAAGAUGGUCAUGAAUUAACACCAGUAGCCAUUGAAGCAGGCAAGCUUUUAGCUAGGAGACUCUACAAUAACAGCAAUCGUCAAUGUGACUAUGUGAAUGUACCUACAACAGUCUUUACUCCUCUUGAGUAUGGAAGCUGUGGUCUCCCAGAAGAAGAUGCUGUGGCCAAGUAUGGACAAGAGAACCUUGAAGUCUAUCACACGUACUUCCAGCCUUUAGAAUACACUGUGUCACAUAGAGAAGCGAAUGCUUGUUAUGCGAAGAUCAUCUGUGACAAGUCAAACAAUGAGAAAGUUGUAGGAUUCCAUGUUCUGGGACCAAAUGCUGGAGAGAUAACUCAAGGAUUUGCUGUAGCAAUGAAGGCAGGAGCAACAAAAGAACACUUUGAUUCAACUAUCGGUAUCCACCCUACAUGUGGUGAGCUUUUCACUACAAUGAAAGUAACAAAGAGUUCAGGUGAAGAUAUAACCCCAUCAGGCUGCUGAGGUUAAACCCUACCACUCUAGUUCCCUUCUAGUACUAAACUUGUCUGCCUCUAAGAGUUGCAAAACAUCUUUGCAUGAUAUACUUGACAUCUGUGUAUGCUGCUUAACAUUUUUUAUUAUUAGAAUAUUGCUAUAUUAUUAGUUUGUUAGGGUGAGUAAUUCUGUAGUCUUAAGAAUAUAUUUUUGUGCUAUUGAUUGCAAAAUGCAUUUAAUACUUGUGUGGAAAUUGAUUUGAUCUUUUUGUAGCUCACAUAUUUUGAUAUAUAAUAUCUUAGUAAUAACCUGUCUUCCUUAUAGUGUAAUUAUUUUAAUUUGUAGAUGAGACACAUGUGAAACAAAAAAAAAGAAGAAAAUCUUAAAAAGAAAAAAAAUUAACUUGAGCAAUAAUGUGUGCAAACUCUUGUGAAGUAUCAAUCUCUCAGAGGUAGACAAGAUGAAUAUUAGUUGGGUAUGAGUGGUGGGGUUACCUCGCUUUGUUUUCCUCAUGAAACUUCAUUGACUUCUGGAGCUGUAGCAAUGUUACUGCACAGCACUAUGAUGGCUUACUUUGUAAACCCGCAUCACGGAGCGAAGUCAGCUUGAUGUAUCCAGUCAUGGAGUUUCAAGUUUUUUGUAUCAACAUUUUAAUCCAGCUAUGAUACCGCUGUUUAAUUCAAGCAAGCCUUUUGUUUUGCAUCUUUUACACAUUCACUAUGUUACCAUGAAUUUCCUAGGUUUUAUUCCUUUAACCUCUCUUAUAACAAUAAAAUGUACUAUAGCUGGAUUUCAGUGUCAAAUUAUCAUGUUAUGGUGUUUUGAAGAUUUUUGCAAACUAUCCUCUUUGGAAUAAUCUCUCAAAAUUAUUUUCAGACCAAGUAAAAGAAUAUUUCAUAUGAUACAGAAAAGUUUUUAAUUCAGAUAUAUCAUUAUUUACUCACAGGUAUGACUUAAAUAUACUGCAUAGUGAUGUAAUCUAUGAAAGCAAGUAGUAGUUCAAAAACUUGUUUUCCAUAUAUUUUCAUUGUAUUUUAGGACAUUCUUGAGAAGAAUGAGCUCUAAUCAUUCAACCAUUUGCAAGUAUCAUCAUGUGGUUCUGAUAUAUGUAUUAUUGUAAACUUUUGAUAAAUCUAAUGUGCAGCUUUCUCAAAUUGUACUAACAAUAUGUUUUGUAUGGUAAAUACUGCAGUCACUAAUCAAUACAUUUUCCAGUUGAAUAUAAAUUAUCAUUAUUUUGUGAAUCUUUUUGUAUGAAAUCACUUGAAUUCUAUUCAUGAAAAAAAAUUGUUAGAAAAAGAAAAAUGAUGGAAGAAAGAUGAUGGUGUUGCUUGCCUAAUUAUAACAAUAUUUCUAUAGAGCAAUUUUACUAAAGAUAGUUAAAUUUUUGCACAUGGAUUCAUGACAUUUCAUCAGAACAUCUCCCUAUGGAACUAUAUCAUUGUAGGAACAAGGGAAUAGUUUGACAAGCUUACUCAAUAUAUAAAAAAAAAAUAGGGGUCUGGUUCACCCACAACACCUCAUAGGCACAUACUGGCAUCACAUGUUGCAUUUAUACUAGGAAAACUACUUUAUUUCCACUCUUCUAGUGUAUAUAUCAUAUGUUACAUACCAGUAAUGUAGGUUAAAGAAAGGAAGUUUUUAUAUCUGGAAGGCAUUUCAUCAACAAUUUUAUGUCUGAUAAGCAUAGGUGUCUGUUGCUAUGGAAUCUGUCAGAUAAUGACAACUUCUCAGUACCAACAGCUUUCAUGAAAUGGUCCACAAAUGUAUACUGUAUAUAGAUGAUGUUUGAGAGUUUGGGAGACAGGAAUGAGAAAUGAAAUCAUGUGCCUGUCUAAUGUGUGUGUGUGAAAAAUGAGAACCUUGUGAAUAACUGUCAACCAGGAUUUUAUUAAUAUAAAAAUUUGACCCAAAAUGACAUAUUUUCCCCUUGUCUUGUUUUGAUGGCUUUAAUUAACCCUAAUAGGACUUGGGGGCAUGAUACCCCCCCCCCCCCUUUAACAUUUUGUGCGCUCAUUCUGGAACGGGCAGAGAAAGUGCUGCAAAACGUUAUGACAUUUUCCUUUGAAGUCUUGCGUAACUUUUGAGACCAUUUUCAUGACAUACAGGUAUUGCAUCACAGUACCAUGUUACUUGUAACGGGACAAUGUGACGAAAAUUGCUCAUUUUUGUCUUGCCUGCAUAGCAGAGUGAGACUAUAGGCGCCGCUUUUCCGACGGCGGCGGCGUCAUCAACAUCAAAUCGUAACCAAAGGUUAAAGGUCAAGUCCACCCCAGAAAAAUGUUGAUUUGAAUACAAAGAGAAAAAUCAGACUAGCAUAACGCUGAAAAUUUCAUCAAAAUCGGAUGUGAAAUAAGAAAGUUAUGGCAUUUUAAAGUUUCGCUUGUUUUUCACAAAACAGUGAUAUGCACAACUCCGUGACAUGCAAAUGAGUCAGUCGAUGAUGUCCAUCACUCACUAUUUCUUUUGUUUUUUAUUGUUUGAAUUAUAUAAUAUUUUUUUACAAAUUUGACAAUACGGACCAACUUGACUGAACCAUAUAAUAUUAAACAAUGCUAAUUCCACGUGUUCAGGGAGGAAUUAAUUGUGUUUCUCUUGGCAAUGAGGAGAAAAUUAGAAUAUUUCACAUAAUAAAAUACAAAAGAAAUAGUGAGUGGAUGACAUCAUCAGUCUCCUCAUUUGCAUACUGACCAGGAUGUGCAUAUAACUGUUUUGUGAAAUUAAGCGAAACUUUAAAAUGUCAUAACUUUCUUAUUUAACAUUCGAUUUUGAUGAAAUUUUCAGUGUAAUGCUUGUUAGAUUUUUCUCUUUUUAUUCAAAUCAAUUUUUGGUUGGGGUGGACUUGUCCUUUAAGUUUUUGAAAUGACAGCAUAACUUAAAAAGUAUAUGGACCUAGUUCACAAAACUUAGACAUAAGUUUAAUCAAACAUUACUGAAAAUCCUCCCAGAGUUUCAGGUCACAUGACAGGUCAGAGGUCAUUUAGGGUCAAUGAACUUUGACCAUGUUGGGGAGUCAAUAUCGAAUUCUUAACCUAAGGUUAAGUUUUUUUAAAUAUCAUAACUCAGAAAGUAUGUGGACCUAGUUCAUGAAACUUGUCCAUAAGGGUAAUCAAAUAUUACUGAACAUCCUGCCUGAGAUUCAAGUCACAUGACCAAGUUCAAAGGUCAUUUAGGGUCAAUGAACUUUGGCCAAGUUGGGGGUAUUUGUUGAAUUACCAUCAUAACUGAAAGUUUAUGAAUCUAAUUUAUAAAACUUGGACAUAAGUUAAUCAAGUAUCACUGAACAUCCUGUGCGAGUUUAAGGUCACAUGACCAAGGUCAUUUAAGGUCAAUGAACUUUGGCCAUUUUGGGGGUAAUUUUACCAUCAUAACUCUGAAAUUGCAUUGGUCUAGUUCAUAAAACUUGGACAAAAGAGCAAUCAAGUAUCACUGAACACCCUGUGCGAGGUUCAGGUCACAUGAACAAGGUCAAAGGUCAUUAAGAUCAAUGAACUUUAGCCAUUUUGGAGGUAAUUAUUAAAAUACUGUCAUAACUUUCAAAGUUUAUGGAUAUAGUUUAUGAAUUGUGGACAUUAGGGUAAUCAAGUAUCACUGACAAGUCUUGGGUCACAUGAUCAGGGUCAUUCAUGGUCAAUGAACGUAGUAUUGUAUCAUUAUAUGAAUGGUGUUUUUUGUGAAUUAAUUAUUUUAUCGUAGUUUUCAAAGUCAGCACUGCUACUAUAUUGAAUCGCGUAAUCAUACCAAUGUGGUGAAUGAUAUUUGAUUUAUAAUAUAGUAGGCCUGUUGUACUACUGGAGUUGCUUUCUUUGAUAAAAACACCCAAUGGUGUGUUUGUUCAAUUUAAACUUGAAAGUUGUAUUGGAUUGAGGGUUGGCGAGUUAGCAAACUUGUGAUUACAACCUUAAAUUUUUUUUUACAAGAUAUCAAUAUCUGACAUUAGGAUAACAUGAAUUUAUCUUGUCCUGGUCAAUCAUAUUUGAAGAUCUAAUUAGUGAAUCAUAAGCUAGCUUGAGUAAUGUAUGCCAUUACAUUAGGUAAUACCUUAUUUCUCUCCAUCUAUGAAUAAAGAUUGAGCAUAAACAGCACUUGUCCAUUCUUUGUUUAUUAUCACUCCUUUAUUAGGCAGGAUAAUUAAAAUCAUUUUGUAUGUGUAAAUAUUUGAUUUACCCCUUGAACUAAAGACAUUGAUUUUGGCCUUUCUUAUUAGAUUCUGUAAAAAAUAGAAAAAGAAAGCAAUAUACAUGGAGAUUGUGUUUGUCAGUAGUAAUGAUUAUUUCUGAGAAAAAUUAGAUAUAUCAUACAGAUCUUUGACUUAAUCACUUGGUAAUGUGUACAAUAAUAUUUUAUGUAUCAUUUGAGUGUAGCAUUCUCAGACAUAAGUGAUCGUCACUCUGCUAUUUUCUUUGUUAUUUACUGCACACCCAUGAGGGGACAUUGAUGUGUAUUUUUUGUGAGAGAUAACAAAUUUAAAUUGUAAAUUUGCUUUAAGAAAGAUUAAAACUCUUUAAGAAGAGUUUAGACUGAAUGAUGAUGAUAAAAACUGAUAAUACAUAUAGUUAAUACUAUGUAUGAUAAA
Molecule: messenger RNA, 6223 nt
Organism: Lytechinus pictus (painted urchin)
Lineage: Eukaryota; Metazoa; Echinodermata; Echinoidea; Temnopleuroida; Toxopneustidae
Product: thioredoxin reductase 1, cytoplasmic-like
Exons: 15
Coding region: 19-1674 (551 amino acids)
Biological process (GO): cell redox homeostasis; glutathione metabolic process; cellular response to oxidative stress
Cellular component (GO): cytosol; mitochondrion
Molecular function (GO): thioredoxin-disulfide reductase (NADPH) activity; glutathione-disulfide reductase (NADPH) activity; flavin adenine dinucleotide binding
Source: RefSeq, a predicted model, not a curated record